Bombina bombina (fire-bellied toad) is the source of this 6640-nucleotide messenger RNA. It is a transcript of the gene ARHGEF2, whose product is annotated as Rho/Rac guanine nucleotide exchange factor 2. Bases 325 to 3981 code for a protein of 1218 amino acids. The transcript has 28 exons. NCBI's taxonomy places the organism in Eukaryota, Metazoa, Chordata, Amphibia, Anura, Bombinatoridae. Gene Ontology annotation, molecular function: guanyl-nucleotide exchange factor activity; microtubule binding. The record is from RefSeq and is a predicted model, not a curated record. Gene Ontology annotation, cellular component: cytoskeleton; ruffle membrane. Gene Ontology annotation, biological process: positive regulation of neuron differentiation; cell morphogenesis; regulation of Rho protein signal transduction.
AGCAGCAGAGCAAGAACUAAAUACAGAAGCUAUCGAGCUGCCAGCCAUAUAACUCCACUAGAGCAAGUUAUAUGCUACAGACACACACAAUAUGCACUUGUUUGUAGAGGAGAAAAGAUGUUGCAUUUCAUUUUGUGGAAUAUGCAGAUACCUGGAGAUCUAAGACUGCUAGAGGAGAGUUUAAAAGGGUUGCAGUGGAAUGAGAGGUUUGCAUGCUGACCCACAUUGGCCCCCACACGGAUCCCUGGGUAUCCCCUAAAUCUUUAGCACAUGCAGUGCUAAUUCGGAUCUUACACCCAAUCAGGACGUAUAGUAGGUGACUCGAUGCCCUCGUGGGAAGUGGGAGGAACAGGAAUGAGUAUUUCAGAGGUAUUUGAGACAGGCGAUGAUGCUCAUCAUUUUAUGGAGCGGACACAGAAGCAGCGUUGCUUGUCGGCAGUGGAGCAGCGGCUUCCUAGUGAGGCAGAUGAACUAGAAGAGGAACAGGACAGAUUUUUUGGGGUUCCUCUGAGGAGGUCCUGUCGGCUCAGAUCCUCUAUUCUAUCUCUGGAUUCAUUCCGCCGGCACAGCUGGGAACCAGGGAAGAGGCUUCAAGAAGCAGAGGCCGAAUAUGAACAAUUAAGCAUCAGCUUAAGGGGCUUAGACUCAGAAGACAUAGAAGGAGACAUGGGGAACCAGAGGGACCCCCGCCGAACUCCCAUAAUCCGUAGCACAGAUGAGCUGGAGUCCUUGCUGUCCCUGCGUGGGGAGGAUCUAGAAGUCACUCAAGAGGAACAUGCCAAGAGGCUCCAGGCCUAUCUGUCCUCACAGUCUUUCAAGUACAAUCCCAUGUCGAAAUCUGUCUCCAUGACUAACAUUGACCAAGUGUACUGCUUCCCAGAUGAUGUGGCCCUGUACUCACACGCAAGACACCUGCCGAAUGGACUGAGCGCUAUAAGCUGUGGAGAGAUUGAUGCUCUGGAGACGGAUGAGAAGGAGAACAGAGACAGAGAAGAGACACCUUUAGGCCGGACUCUAAGCUUCAUCAAGAAAAUGGCUGGGGGCAAGUCCAAGAACAAAGAGAAAGAGAAGAUGAAGGAACGAGAGAAGGAAGCAAAGGAGAAAGACACACGUUAUACUAAUGGGCACCUCUUCACCACCAUCACCAUCUCGGGUACCACCAUGUGCUUUGUGUGUAAUAAGAGUAUCACUGCCAAGGAGGCCCUCAUCUGCCCCACAUGUAAUGUUACAAUACACAACCGAUGUAAAGAUGCUCUGCCCAACUGCACAAAGGUCAAGCAAAAGCAACAAAAAGCUGCUUUUCUGAAAAAUAACUCCGCCCUACAAAAUGUCUCUUUGAGGAACAAAACCACUACAUUAAGGGAGCGUCCAAACUCAGCCAUAUACCCCUCAGACAGCCUACGGCAUUCUAUUCUGGGAUCUCGCAGGGGACGUCCUUCACUGUCCCUGUCCAAAAGUGUGUCCACUACAAACAUUGCAGGGAACCUAAAUGAUGAAAGCCCUCUGGGAAUUCGCAGGAUCCUCUCUCAGUCUACUGACUCUCUGAAUAUGAGAAACAGAACGUUAUCUGUGGAGUCACUAAUUGAUGAAGGAUCUGAGGUCUACAAUCAGCUGAUGAGCGAUUUUGCAAAUGAUGAGAAGGAGUUUGAGGCAGAUUCAUGGAGUCUGGCUGUGGAUAACAAUUAUCUCCAGCAACACAAGAAGGAUGUGAUGAAACGCCAGGAUGUGAUAUAUGAACUGAUCCAGACAGAGGUUCACCAUGUGCGCACCCUGAAGAUUAUGACAAACAUGUUCCGGAAGGGGAUGCUGGAAGACCUUCAAAUGGAUCCUGCUUUGGUGCAGAAUAUGUUCCCUUCUGUAGAUGAGCUCAGUGAUAUUCAUGUUCGCUUUCUCAUUCAGCUCCUUGAGAGGCGUAAAGACUCACUGGCGUCCGACAGUAACAAGAACUUUGUCAUCAAUAAACUUGGGGACAUUCUCAUCAACCAGUUCUCUGGUUCAAAUGCUGAACACUUGAAAAAAGCUUAUUUUGAGUUCUGCAGUCAGCAUCACAAAGCCAUGAAACUCUACAAAGAGCUUUUCUCCAGGGACAAAAAAUUCCAGCAAAUGAUCCGGAAGAUGACUCGGUCCACCUUACUGCGCAGACAUGGAGUGCAGGAGUGUAUCCUCCUUGUUACACAGAGAAUUACAAAAUAUCCAGUCCUCAUUGAUCGCAUAUUGCAGAACUCAAAAGGUGAUGAAGAGGAGUAUCAAGACUUAGCUACAGCCCUGUCUCUUAUCAAAGAGCUCAUCACAUCCAUAGACCAGGAGGUUUACAACUGUGAAAAGAACCUGCGUCUGCAGGAAAUCUACCAGAAAGUGGACAGUAAAUCCACAGCAAAUGUGCUCGGCAAAUGGUGCUUUGGCAAAGAAGAGAUGCUACGGAGGAAGCUCAUUCAUGAUGGAACCCUGCUGUGGAAGACAUCAGCAGGACGCUUUAAAGAUAUCCUGAUGCUAUUAAUGACUGAUGUCCUGAUCCUUCUCCAAGAAAAGGACCAGAAGUACUUCUUCCCCACACUGGACAAGCCAGCAGUGAUCUCCUUGCAGAAUCUGAUUGUCCGUGACAUUGCAAACCAAGAGAAGGGCAUGUUUCUGAUAAGUGCAAAGCCCCCAGAGAUGUACGAGGUGCACGCUGCCUCCAAAGAGGAACGUAACACAUGGAUGAAGAUCAUUGCACAGUCAGUCCAAGUAUGUCCCAAAAGAGAGGAUUUUCCAUUGAUUGAGACUGAAGUGGAGACCAAACAGAGGAAGCUAAAAGAGGUCAUCCAGCAAAAAGACAGAGAAGUGAUUGAGCUCCUGGAAGAAAAAGUGAAUCUCUUUUCCAAAAUGGUCCAACUGCAAGUUGGUGAGGAAUCCUCUGGAUUUUCAGUGAACACCCGCAGCCUCUUCAGGACAGACUCAACAGACAGCUACCGUGGGGAGAAACUGAUCAAUGAAGUCAUUAAAGAGGUGGAAGCAUUAAAAGACCUGAUUCUGGGGACAGGAACAGAGAUCCUGUUUGCUCGGACGGAACAAAACAACUCAUCUGACUCUUGCAAUACUGUAAAUACCCAGCCCAAUGAUACCAUAAAUGGGGACACAAGCAGCGUCAAUGGGUCUUUGGAGCCGAGCAAAGAAGAAGAUACUAAUCACAAGGAUCGCAAUGGAAAUCAGUUGCAGCAUAAAAGCCCUCAAGAGGAGGCAGCGCAGAAGCUUGUCAGCAUAUACAGCUUGCUACAUGGCUUGCAGGCCCUGGUUGCUCAGCAGGAUACAAUGAUAGAGCUUCAACUACAAGAUGGCAGUGAAAAGAAAGAGCGUCUUUCACGUACAAACUCACGGGAUACAGCCCUACCUGAUCACCUGUCUAAGAGCAUAGACAAGCAAGGCACAGAACUGACCCUUCUCCAGCGCCAGCACACCCUACUUCAGGAAGAACUUCGCAGGUGCAGGAGGCAAUGCGAGGAGAGAGCGCAGGAGGCUGGAAUGCUGGAAACCAAGCUCAGAGAAAGCGAGCAGACUAGGCUUAAGCUGGAACAAGAGGUGGAGGAAGAGAAAAAACAGACAGCUCAACUACAGAGAGAGAAGAGCAAUGUAGGAAUAGAGGCCAUUAGGAUACCAAGGAUGACAGACCCACGUAGAAGGAGCUUGCCUGCAGGAGAUGCCCUGUAUCAGACCUUUACUCCACCUCAGCUACAGCAAGACCGGAGGUUCUCUUCUCUGGAUGGCCCAAUUCCCACCAUUUCCUUCUAUGAAGAUGUUGAUAACCAGAAAGAUGACCUCAGCGAUCUGACAGCACUAGAGAGACUGCCAGAGACGGUAGAUACAGAGUCUUCAGAAGAGGAGGGAGGGGGUCCACCAACCUCACCAUCUAGCACGCGAGAUUUCCAGAGGAUGCAGGACAUUCCUGAAGAAGCAGAGAGCUCGCAAGACCUAAAGGAUGCAGAGCAGGGUUCAUCAGAGAGCUAACAGACGCAGAAGCAAAAAACAAACAAAACAAAGUAAACUUCACAAAGGACGCGCUGCUCUCUGAGGCAUUUCUCGCGGGGAGCAGUGAGACGACAGAUGAGAGUAACUGCACUGUUAGGGGUGACCCCCCCAUAAGCAAUGUGCCGAUGUGUGGAAUGUUGUGAUACCUUGUAUUGGACUUUUAUAGGACCAACAGGGACAGAGCUGCAUGUGAGGGCUAGACAUAUAUAAUGUAUGUGCAGGUUUUAAAUCAGAGUUCCAUGCACACAUCUAAACCUUGACCACUUAUAUGUGAUAUUUCUUAUCUAAUUAACUUUUGUAUGAACAUAGUACUUUUUAAAUGCCCCAAAAGUCUUGUGUAAGUAACACAAUCUGCAGGGUAGCAGCUUUAGUUUGGCAUUAAAUAUAUCAAUUUCACUACCAGAGGGCUCUGCGGCAAUUUUUAAAUGUACCAUAACUAAGGAUAAAAGAACAGACUUAUUGAAGUUAAGUAAGAGAAAACUGCUUAUUCCAUUACAAGACCAACAUUUGUUUUUCUUUGGAAAUAGCACAUCUGUCAGUGCAGACGUCAAUGAUUUUUGUGUUGCCGUCUCCUUUGAUAGCUGACGUUUUGAAAUACAUUUAAGAAUGAACAGUCUACUUGAUUCCUUUAUUGUUUAAAAAGAUAAUGCCUUUACUACUCAUUCUCCAGCUUGACUUAACCAGCAUUGUUAUAUUAAUAUACUUUAUAACCUCUAAGCUUGCCUGUUUCUAUGCCCCAACAGGUCGCACCUUAUCUCAGUGCAUUUUAAGUCUUGCACAACAGCUAGACAAAGUUACUUCAUAUGUAUCAAUGGUUAUGCAAGAACCAGCAUUGAUUGGCUAAAAUGCAAGACUGUAAAAAGCACAUAAGGGGGGGUCUGCAGUGACUUAGAUACAAGUAAUCACAGAGGUUAAAAACAGUGUUGGUUAUGCACAGCUGGGGAAUGGGUAAUAAAGGGAUUAUCUUUUUAAGCAAUAACAAUUUGCAUGUAGGCUGUCCCUUUAAUGCUUGAAACUAUUUAACUCCUUGAUGCCCAAGACUCAAGAUCUCUCCCGUUCAAAUCCAUACAUUGGCAUGCUCCACAACUUCCUGGAAGACGGGUGUUCUGCUGCUCAGUUCCUGCCCCCACCCCCUUUUAUUUAUUAUUUUUUUUAAAGACAAAAAUUAAUUAAGUUAUUUUUUUUAUAUCAAAUCAUGAGACUGGAGCCCUAACCCCAUUUUCCAGCUCCAUCUCUCCAGUGGCAAAUUUCACUUGGUAUUAUAUAAUCGACAUGGUGCAUUUUAAUUAUGACUGUUAAUCUGCAUUGGACAGAAAAGCUGCUUGAUUCACUGUUUUAAACGGCAAGCUGUUGAGCUAGUAAUCCAGUCAAUUCAUCUUCUAUAAGAAUCCAGUUUUAUAGGGCUUCAAAACAGACUUCCACUGAUCACACAUUUAUUUUGCAAUAAUGAAUUACUCGCUGCAUAAUUAUUUUAAACCGUUCAUCAGUUAUCAACUACAGGAAAAUGUAACAAGUUACACAGAUGUCAUUUAACUUAGAAAUUACAUCUUUGUCAUUUUGUAGCAUAAGGCGCUGCAGUAAAAUCCGUUCACUUGGUUUAUAGUUAAUCCACACAGUCUAAUGUUAAUACACAAAAUUUAGGGAACAGUAUACGGUGGUAUUGCCAUUACUAAUAUUUGGUUGUACAUUUUCUUUUUAUUGUGUGUUUAAAAGCAGUUUUGCAGGUUGAUUUCUAUUGUCAUUGCAUGCAAUAUAUCAUCUAAAAAAUCUAAAUAAUAUGUAUAUUUACUGGCAAAUAAAAACCCUACUUAUUUACAGAAGAUCAGAUAAUCUUGUCCAAACAAAUAUUAGUUUUUUUCUUUCCAAAUAAUGCCUAAUACUCUUACAGAAAAUAAAUGGAACAUUUCUUGUUAUACCAGCACCUAUCAGUCAUUCCCAUUACAGAACGGAAUCUCUCUUUACCUGGUACCCCAGAUAAGGUUGUGUUCAUCCUUUGUAUAGCAGCCAAAGGUGUUAGGUUUUUCAGAAGACCAUAUUCUAGGAUAAUUAAGAUUGUUAAACCCAAUCCUUAGAUGAAAUACAGGAUCUUUUACUCCUUAACCUUGCAAGACUGCUUUACACUAACUGCAAUGUUAUAUCUGUUGAGGGACCUUAUUCUGCUACUUUUUUUAACACUCCACCUUCUUACUGUAUGUCCUAUUUAUAUUUUGUACGAAAAUUCUUUUGUAAAUAUUUGCUGAUCUCUGGCCGUAAAGUCCUGUUUGAUAAAAGUGCUUUUUUAUGGAAUUGCUCGUUUUUAUUCUAAAAAUGUUUUUUGCACCUGUAAAUUGUUUAUUUUACGUGAGAACACAGUUUGGAUAAUAAUCUAAUGAUAACUGGAUUGGAGAACCCCUCAAUAUCAUUGUAUUAAAGCAAUGAAUAAUUUGCUUGUGUACUGUAUUUUCAGAACAUCAGAACCAGGAUAUAUAAAUAACAGGUUGUUUGUCUGUGUAUAUAAUAUAUAUAAAUAUAUAGUUCUGUAAAUAGUCUGAAAAAAUACUGUAUGAAAUUAAAUUCAUUUUUUUUUUUCUGGAACAAGUUAAAAAAAAAUACAGCCUUAUUUUUGCUUGCUGGUCAAUAAAAUGUAUUGAUACUGCAA